CUGUGAUACGGUUAAGAUUUAAACAAAUUCAACAUUCAAUACCAUUGUAAACAUUCUUGAUAUCAGUACAAUAGAUGUGUAACAUCCAUUUGUCUUUUAUGGAUUAUUAUCAUGGAUCUAAUCAAUAAUUCAUACUUCACAAUUGAAUACAAUUGAACCGGUAAACAUGCUUGCUGAUGGUGAAUAUGUAGAUGGUUCAUGGUUAUUAUCUAUUCAUAUUGAUGAUUUAAAUAUUGAUCGUGAAAUUCGUGUAUAUGGUGAAUGGUCUAUUAAUGAAUUAAUAACACAAUUAAUUGAUGGUUUAACAUGUCCUAUACCAAAAUCACUAAAUCCAAAUGAAAUCAGUUUACGUUCUAAUACUGUAAGAAGUAGUUGGGGAGAUUAUGGAUUAUGGUGGCCAGCUAGAUCUAAAUGGUUAUUAAAAACGAAAUCAAGUUUAAAUCAAUAUGGUUUACAAGCGGAUGCCAAGUUACGUUUCUUAUCGAUCUACGGGAAUUUAAAUAUUCAAUUACCAGAUUUACAAAUACGUGAAUUUGUUGAUGUAAAUUUUGCUGAACCAGUAUUUCGUGUUACUUUAUCGAUUUGUCGUUAUUUAAAUAUAAGACAUCCUGAGGAAUUAUCAUUAGCACAUUUUAUACAUCAGAAUGAUUUGAAACAUUCACGUUUUAUACCAAGUUCCGUAGAUAAACGUUAUCAUACAUUAUCGAAUACAGGGAAACGUUCAACAUUUCAACGUAGUGCCACCAUUAAUACAACACAUUCACAGUAUAAAACUCUACGUAAAGAAUCCUUAUUUCAAACGAAUGAAGGUACUCACACUAAUGUUAAUGAUAAACAUGAUGAAGCAAAAUCUGAAGAACAAUCCAUUAAAAGUUCUACAUUAUCAAGACAUUCAAUACAUUUAUUUGGUCCACCUAAAAUACGUGAUAAACGUACUCAUCUUCAUCGAUAUUCAAGACCAGAUUCUGGAAAUUUUAAUAAAGUACCAUUUUCACCAAUUGCAUUUGAUUUACGUAUAAUAGAUGAUUCUACAUUAGCAUUUAGUCCAAUAAUGAAUGUAGAUGAUGCUUUACAAAAAGGUUACAUUGUAAAACCGAAUAAUUAUAUACAACGGAUUCGAUUGAAUGGAAUUUGGUUAGAUUCAUCUAAAUCAUUAUUAGAACAAGGUAUUAAGAUGUCGGGUUAUUCUACAGUGACGAAUUAUCAAUUAAAUUCACCGUCAGUUAGUCGGCCGAAUUCCCCGAUAUCAUCACAAAAUGAUGAAUAUACUAUACCAACAUUAAUGCUACGUUAUAAAUAUGGAAUUUAUUAUGAUUUAAAUAUAAAAUAUGAUUUAAUACGUAUUAAUCAAUUAUAUGAACAAGCUAAAUGGUCAAUUAUAUCAGAAAUUAAUGAAGUAACUAAUGAAGAAGCCUGUUUAUUUGCUGCAUUACAAUCACAAGUUGAACUAGCUACUGAAGAAGAAACAUUAAUGAAUGAUGAAAAUUUACUGAAUGACAACAAUAAUGAAGAAGAACAAAAAGGAAUCAAUGGUACUAUUUAUACAAAUGAUACCCAGCAACUGGUUAAUUGUUCCCUGGACAAAAGUAUCCUUGAUCAUUGUAAAACAAAUGUGAAAAAAUUCAAAUCUACAUUCAUUAAACAUAAUCGUGAUAUUUCACCAUUAGGUGGUUACCUAUAUCAUACAGGUCGUUAUUCUAUGAAAUCUUCAUCACCAUCACCUUCAAGACCACUUAGUACUAUUGAAUUAGAUCAUGAAAUUGAUCUCAUGCUUGAUGAAUUAUCAAUGAAUUGUUUAGAGAAUACAGAUUCGAAUCUAUUAACCGAUGGUAUUAAAAUACAACAUUGUUCCAGACCAAAAGAACGUUUAUCACGUCCAUUAAGUCUAUUGAAUGAUACAAACCAUCAUCAUCAGAGUGAUAUAGAUAGUUUAAUGAAUAAUGAUCAAUAUGAUAAUCAUUCAAAUAGUUUACCUGAAUUAAACACUUAUGUUAAAAUAUGUAAACCAAGAAAAUUUGGUUUAAAAGUAUUUCAUCGUUAUUAUAUAUCUGUUAAAGGAACGGAAUUAUUUGUUUAUAAGAAUAAAGAUGAUUAUCUAUCCAAUAGUGAUUCAGCUGAAGUAAUCUAUUUACCAGGAUGUGAAAUACAAUCAGAUUUAUGUAUAUCAUCAGAAAAAUUCAAUCUACGUUUAUUUGUUCCAGUAUCACGUACUAAUUUACCAUUAUCUGCUGCAUUUGCUCCUUGUCAAUCAAAUGGUUUACAAUUAGAUGAUGAAGAUCCAACUGUAGGUAGUAAAUUAAAACGUAGAGCAUCAUUAUUAUCAUUAACAUCAUUAUCUCAUUUAAGUAAUGUUCUUGGUAUAUCAUCAUCAUCAUCAAACAAUGGCGCCCAAAAUGGACCCAUUAAUAUAAGUGGUAUUGGUGCAUUAACUGGUUCAUCUGCAACAAUGACUGGUCUUAUUAAUGAAUUAUGUUUACGUUUUUCAAAUUUAAAUGAUUAUAUAGAUUGGUUAACAAUAUUUCGUAUAACAACAUCGAUACAUUUAAUUUUACCAUCAAAUUUAUCUACUGAUAUUACAGAUUUAAGUAGUAUAUCAAUAAAAACAAAAAAAUCAUCUAAAAAGUCACGUUCUAUUAUAAUCACUUCAUUAUUAAAUCGUACAAUAUUUAAUAAUGAACGUAAAGCGAUAACGAAUCUCAUCCAGUUAUUAUCCCCUAAUAGUUUAAAGCUUGAUCAACCUGAUAAAGUAAUCAAUUUAACUAGAUUACAUCAUCAUUUAGAUAAACGUUUAAUUCAUAUGUUACCAUUAAGAUUAAGUUAUAUGAAAAAUUCAUAUCAUAAAACAUUAGAUUAUAGAUGGGAUCAUUUAAAAGAUGAUACUUUAAUGAAACAUUCAGGAACAUUGCCAAAUCAUGAUAAACCACCAAUUUAUUCAUCACAUAUGAAUCAAUUUAUACAAACUCGUAAUCAUUUCAUUCAACAUAUUUCAUCUAUAUAUACUCAAAUCAAUAAUUUAAGUAGUAUACAAUCUAAAUUAAAAUAUAUUAAUGUAUGGGAACAAUUACAUUUUCAUGGUAUUGCAUUCUUUCCUGCACGUAUUGAAGUCACUGUACCAUUGAAUACAUUAAUCAAUGGUGAGAAUGAUAAUGAUAAUGGUAAUGGACAAACCAAUUGGAUACCUGGAAUGAAUCGUUCAUCCACUAUGAAUAAUAAUCAUAUCACUAUAUCAAUCAGUCGAAAAAUUGAAUCUAUCGGUAUUGGAUCUACCCGUAUCUAUCGUUGUGAUUUAACUAAUGGUGAAAUAUUAGCAAGUUGGCGAAUGUCUUCAAUACAAAGUUGGCAUAUUAAUUGGGAAUUAAGUGAACUUGUAUUAAAUAUAG
Messenger RNA from Schistosoma rodhaini, 3380 nucleotides. The record is from the annotation of a GenBank genome assembly. Lineage: Eukaryota; Metazoa; Platyhelminthes; Trematoda; Strigeidida; Schistosomatidae.